CUGGUAACUUUGUUGAAAGAGAAGACAAUGUGUUUGAGGAAAUUGAAGUUGACGAAGGUAAAGUUUUAGUGGGAAACGAAAAGACUGUGUUAGAGGAAAAUGAUGUGAUUGUGUUAGAUGAUAGUGAAGAAGAAAAUAAGGAGGUACAAGUAAUAUCUGUAGCAGAUGAAGCACCCAUAGCACAUAAAGAGAUCAAAGUUUACACUUCGCAAUCUACAACUCCUGAUCAAAGGCGAGCGCUUCUCUUCAAUGUUGGUGAACCAUUUGAACAUAAUCAUUCAAGUGGUCGAAAGGAAGGAAUUCCUGCUAAAAAAUGGCGAAAAACAAAGCGUUCAGAAGCAGUGCAGAAAUUAGUUGAGAAAGAAGUGACCAAAAACUACUCACUAUUUGCUAUUACGAGUGCAAUUAAAGACUAUGCGACUAGGAUAUUGGAUCUGAGCUUGAGUGUUAAGGAGCUAAAACAUGCUAAAGUUACAAACAUUAAAUACAAAGUUUGUGAGGUUCAAAAUGACUAUUUAAGUAGUAAUAAAAAUAAAAAAUCUGAUAUAGAAGAAAGUAUUCUUUUUUUGAAAAACUAG
This is a messenger RNA of Scutellospora calospora, 578 nucleotides long. The record is from the annotation of a GenBank genome assembly. NCBI's taxonomy places the organism in Eukaryota, Fungi, Glomeromycota, Glomeromycetes, Diversisporales, Gigasporaceae.